AUGGCUACGUUUGCAGUACCGCAGCAGAUCCCUCCGGUGGCUGAAGACUGUGAAAGGCUUCGUAAAGCUAUGCAAGGGUGGGGAACAGAUGAGAAUGCGAUCAUAUCCAUAUUGAUCCAUAGGAAUGCGAGGCAACGAUGUUUGAUACGACAAACUUAUGCUGAGAAAUAUGGAGAGGAUUUUCUCAAACCUCUACAAGACGAACUUUCCGGUGACUUUUUGAGGGCAGUGCUUCUAUGGACACCACAUCCAGCUGAACGUGAUGCAUUGCUAGCUAAUGAAGUUACCACCAAGAAACAUUCAGCUGCCCAUAAUCAUUUGGUUAUAAUGGAAAUAGCUUGUACAAGAACUUCGCGAGAGCUUUUCCAGGUGAGAGAAGAUUAUCAUGCUCGCUACAAGAGAUCUCUCGAAGAAGAUAUUGCUUACCACACAACUGGAGAUUUUCGCAAGCUAUUGGUACCUCUUGCGAGUACUUACAGGUACGAGGGAGCUGAGGUUGAUAUGACGGUGGCGAAUUCAGAGGCUAACAUACUUCGAGAGAAAAUAUCUGAAAAGGCUUGUAAUCAUGAUGAGCUCAUCAGAAUUCUAACUACUAGGAGCAAAGCACAACUGAAUGCAACAUUCAAAGUCUAUAACGACCAAUUUGGCCAUCCUAUCAACAAGGACCUGAAGAAAAAGCCAAAGGAUGAAUACCUUGGGUUAGUGAGAGCCACCAUAAAAUGCUUGACAUGCCCGGAAAAGUAUUAUGAGAAAGCUCUCCGGCUGUCGAUGAAGGGCCUCGGAACGACGGAGGAGACUCUGACCAGAGUUGUAGUAACUCGGGCGGAGGUUGACAUGAAGAGUAUAAUGGAACAGUAUCAACUCAAGAAUAGUGUCCCUUUGGUUCAGGAUAUAAAGAGUGAUACUUCUGGGGACUACUUGGCCACGUUGCUUGCCUUGGUUGGUCAAUGA
Molecule: messenger RNA, 951 nt
Organism: Prunus armeniaca (apricot)
Lineage: Eukaryota; Viridiplantae; Streptophyta; Magnoliopsida; Rosales; Rosaceae
Source: the annotation of a GenBank genome assembly